Molecule: messenger RNA, 912 nt
Organism: Talpa occidentalis (Iberian mole)
Lineage: Eukaryota; Metazoa; Chordata; Mammalia; Eulipotyphla; Talpidae
Product: putative taste receptor type 2 member 33
Exons: 1
Coding region: 1-912 (303 amino acids)
Biological process (GO): G protein-coupled receptor signaling pathway; detection of chemical stimulus involved in sensory perception of bitter taste; sensory perception of taste
Cellular component (GO): membrane
Molecular function (GO): G protein-coupled receptor activity; bitter taste receptor activity
Source: RefSeq, a predicted model, not a curated record
AUGAUAGCAUUUAUUGCAGGAAACUUUGCCAAUGGCUUCAUAGCUCUGGUGAACUGCAUUGACUGGAUCAAGAGACAAAGGUUCUCCUCAGUGGAUAGAAUUCUCACUGGUCUGGCGGUCUCCAGAAUUGGGCUGAUCUGGGUGACAUUAAUAAAUAGGUAUGCAACUGUGUUUUUUUCAACUUCCUAUAGUUUUGAAGUGAACAUUAUUGUUAAUAUUGCCUGGAUAACAUGCAACCAUCUUAGCACUUGGCUUGCUACUUGCCUCAACAUAUUUUAUUUGCUCAAGAUAGCCAAUUUCUCUAACCUUAUAUUUUUUUAUUUGAAGAGGAGAGUUAAAAGUGUCAUUCUAGCAAUACUGUUGGGGAGUUUGGUCUUUUGGGUUUUGAGUAUUGCCAUGAUAAGCAUAGAUGAAGAUGUGUGGACAAAUGAAUAUGAAGGGAACGCCACUUGGAUGAGCACACCGGAGGAAGUAAAACGCUUUUCGCACAUGACUGUUGCCACAGUGGAGAACUUUAUACCCUUCCUUAUGUCCCUGACAUCUUUUCUGCUGUUGAUCUUUUCUUUGUGGAAACAUCUCAAGAGGAUGCAGCUCAGAGGCAAAGGGUCCCCAGACCCCAGCACCGAGGUCCACAUCAGAGCCAUGCAGACCAUGGUCUCCUUUCUCCUGCUAUUUGCCAUUUUCAUCCUGGCUCUCACCAUCUCUCUUUGGAGCUCAAACGGGCUCCAAAACAAACUAUCCCUAGUGUUUUGUGAGAGUCUUUUAGUCCUGUAUCCUUCAGGCCACUCAUGUAUCUUGAUUUGGGGAAACAAGAAGCUAAAGCAGGCCUGGGUGUCAUUUUUGAGGCAGCUGAGGUACAAGUGGGUGGCAGCUCCAGUGUCAUCUUGCAGAAAACAAACUGGUGGAGUCUAA